UUCACCAACAUGGCGCCUGCCGCUGGACGAGAAUAAGGAGGCUGGAGGGAGGAGAAGAGGAAGAAAAAGACCGAAGGUUCGGAGAGGUGAGAAGGAGUCGGUGUCACAUUGAAACAAGUAUCAACAAGUGAAGAAACGUUCCGGUGUGAAACGAAGCUAGGGACGUUUUAUUGUUCCGGUGUCUGUGAGCCCCGGUGGAGCUGAGCGAGCAGGACUGACACAUGGUGGGUGAGCCUGCUGUUUACAUGCUCACACAUGAACUCCGGAGAGUAUCCGCAGCUUUGGGUCCCCACUUCCUCCGGAGACACAGGCAGUUCCGGAGCCUUAAGGGAGCAUGUCCUGUUCCGCGGCGCCAUUGAAGUGAUCGCUUGAAUGUGGUGGCGCCAUAGCACGGAUUGUAAAACUGAAGAAGAAGAGGACUCAUUGGCUGCUGGAGCUGGCUGACGAUGUAUCAACACAAUUAUUGUUUAGCAAAAGAUAAACCCAAAGAUCCGGAUGCCUCGCUGAUCAAGAAGGAGAAACGCGAAGAGGCAAGACUGAAUCGGCUCAAGCGACUCCAGAAAUCCAGGAUCACCCUGGGCGUGGCCUAUCCCAAAUGGAAAUCGCUACUGAGGGAUAAAUGUUUUAAGAGCCACGCUGACGUUGCCUUUUUCCUUCUGGACAGCUAUGAGAGAGACGUUGCACCACUGACUCCCAUGAGUGAGAGACCUGUUCAGGUCACAGCUCCAGCUCUGUGUGGCCUCGGGGCUUCGAGUUGGACGUACAGAGGUGAACAUCUGAAUGUCAAAGCAGAAGCCACAGGAGCUCAGAGCCUUGAACAAAGUGAUUGUGAUAGUAUCGAUUUUAAACACCCACUCAUGGAUUCACCACUCAAAGCUGAGUGGGGGACUCUUGCUGCUCCUUCCAUCCAGUCGUCUGAAAAUGGAAAGGAGGAAGAGACAGAAGAUGCAGCUUGUGAAAGACGGGACAGUCGAGAUGAGCUGACAGAAAAUGGCGAUUUGGAAGAAGAUGAGGAUGAAGAAUUCAGCACCUCUUUAAGUGUGGGAGACGGUCGUUACCUGGUGGACUUAGGGAGCCCGUCAGAGUUGAUCGUGGAUGAAGCGUGCAUCCUGCAGCUGUUCAGGUCGUGUCGGGAAUGCAGCAGACAAUGUAAAGUUACUAAAUAUGCUAAAGGACUGAAGAUCAUCGUUCUCCAGGAGUGUCGUUUCUGUCAAAGCAGCUUUGAAUGGACUAACCUGCCGGACGAGGAGGAGAAACAUGAUGAUGAUGAUGAUGAUGACGAAGACGACGACAGCAAAGACCAUAGCAAUUGGCCGAUCAAUGGUAACGAUACAGCCCACCAACAGGCAAACACAGCACCGUCGCCGAGGAGGUGUUGUGUCUGAAAUCACAGCGGCCGCUCCAGGAAUAUGUUUCUGUUGUAACUCUGGAUUCAGCUGGACUUCUGGGUAUUACACUGCAUUUCACUGGAACGUCUUCACGUUCUCUAGACCAUUGAUUAUUUAAUGAUGCUGUCACACAUUUAAAGAACCAUCUGAUGCAAACAGGAAGGAGAUGAGGUCCUUUUCAGGAUGGCUGUCUGUUAACGCCACACGCUGCCCCUCACUGGAGAAUGUGAAUCUGACAGUUAACGACAAAGACGGAUCACUGCGUUCGCGUUUCUUUCUUUUUUGGGACGUGUUGAUUUGUUUCUUCAGUCGUCAUCAAGCUGCUUGAACGAGCAAUGCCAAUUUAAUGUUAAUAGUUUAAACUCAAGAUCCCUUUACACCUGGAAUUAACUUGAAAUCUCGACUUGUUUGUUGCCAAGUUUGCCAAACUGUGCAGGAUGAAGGAAGUCAGCUGACCACUUUUAGAACCGGUAGUAAAUGCAAAGAUCUGAGGAUCUUUAUCCAGAUUAUGUAAUGAGAUAUGCGUGACACAUUGGUAUCAGGUGUAAAUAGGAUGUGUUUUAAGCUUUUAUUUUAUACUCUGUUUAUAUUCUCCAUACAUUUUCUUAGAGGAAUUCCCUUCUAUUGCUUGAGGCCCAGCUCCAGUCUAUCAGGAACACUCAGUCAGUACAUAUGUGUAAGUCUAUACAGUGAUCUUUGUCCUUGUUAAUCAAAGUUUUUUGAUACAGGUGGAUUUUAAAAUGACGAAACCUCAAUAAAAUACUCAAAUCAUAAA
Platichthys flesus (European flounder) is the source of this 2163-nucleotide messenger RNA. RefSeq lists its product as uncharacterized. The transcript is spliced from 9 exons. Bases 447 to 1385 code for a protein of 312 amino acids. NCBI's taxonomy places the organism in Eukaryota, Metazoa, Chordata, Actinopteri, Pleuronectiformes, Pleuronectidae. The record is from RefSeq and is a predicted model, not a curated record.